Messenger RNA from Haemonchus placei, 2778 nucleotides. The record is from the annotation of a GenBank genome assembly. Lineage: Eukaryota; Metazoa; Nematoda; Chromadorea; Rhabditida; Trichostrongylidae.
CUAGACGCUGCGCGUCAGGAAGAAGCACGAAAACAGGCAGCAAAUCUUCUGAACGCCAUGUUGCAAGGGGACUUCCAGGUAAGGCUGGAUGACGACACGGUAAUGGAUGAGUUGAGGGAAACAUUCGAAAAAAGGAUUGUUGUACAUACCAUUCGCACAGACAAUGAGAACUGUACUCACGAGGUAGCAUUACCUCCCGAUACGCCAUUCGAGCCCCUGACAGUGAGAGAAACGGCACCAGCUAAAAGCUAUCCUUUUCAAUUGGAUGCCUUUCAAAGAGAAGCAAUUAUGUGCAUUGAGAACAGUCAGUCAGUUCUGGUAUCGGCACAUACAUCGGCUGGAAAAACAGUAGUGGCUCUAUAUGCAAUCGCACAAUGUCUUCGAGACAAGCAACGGGUAAUAUAUACAUCUCCUAUUAAAGCUCUAUCUAACCAGAAAUAUCGUGAGCUAGAAGAGGAGUUCGGUGAUGUUGGUCUUAUGACAGGUGACGUAACAUUGAAUCCUGAUGCCUCAUGUCUUGUGAUGACCACAGAAAUCUUGCGUUCUAUGCUUUACAGAGGUGCUGAAGUGAUGAGAGAGGUAGGAUGGGUAAUAUUCGACGAAAUCCAUUACAUGAGAGAUAAAGAACGAGGUGUGGUGUGGGAGGAAACAAUCAUCCUAUUGCCUGACAAUGUGCAUCACGCUUUUCUUUCUGCAACUAUUCCAAACGCACGACAAUUCGCCCAGUGGGUAUGUUUGCUGCACAGGCAACCCGUACAUGUUGUGUAUACGGACUAUCGCCCAACACCACUCCAACACUUCAUUUUUCCUGUUGGUGGUGAAGGUUUAUAUGAAGUGGUCAACAUACAAGGUCAAUUUCGUGAGGAUAAGUUUAUGCAAGCAAUGAGUGGAUUAGCUGCAGUCGGCGAUAAAGCUGCUGGAGGUGUACAACGUGGUCGUAAAGGUGGCAUGAAAACGGAUUCUAAUGUCGUGAAGAUUAUACGUACAAUCAAAGAGCGUGAUAUGCUACCUUGCAUAAUCUUUUCCUUCAGCAGGAAAGAGUGUGAAGCUUAUGCACUUUCACUCAAGGACAUGGAUUUCAAUGAUGAUGAAGAAAAGAAACUGGUACGUGAGAUCUUCAGCAGUGCUAUUGAUCUCCUCGGUGACGAAGACAGAAAACUCCCUCAAAUUGGGCAGAUUCUUCCCUUGUUGUUGCGUGGAAUCGGUGUGCAUCAUUCUGGACUGUUGCCAAUACUCAAAGAAACUGUAGAGAUAUUAUUCGGAGAAGGUCUUCUGAAGGUUACGCUGUUUGCGACUGAAACGUUUUCUAUGGGUCUGAACAUGCCAGCAAGGACAGUUUUGUUUACAUCGGCGCGGAAGUUUGAUGGUGUCGAUAACAGAUGGAUAACCUCCGGUGAAUAUAUCCAAAUGUCUGGGCGAGCUGGACGACGUGGUAAAGAUGACCGUGGACUUGUUAUUCUGAUGGUUGACCACAAAAUGAGUAGCGAAGACGCUAAGCAAAUUAUUAAGGGUGCAACGGAUCCUCUCAACUCACAGUUUCGCCUCACAUAUAAUAUGGUUUUGAACCUGCUUCGGGUCGAAGGAGUCAAUCCAGAAUUCAUGCUGGAACGAUCCUUUUAUCAAUUCCAAAAUUACGAUUACUCUCCUUUUUGGACUACUCACUUCCAGAUCGCAAAUCUAAAAACGACUAUUAAGAAGACUAUAUGUAUGCCGAAAUACCUAGUUCCCUUCCUUCAUGCUGGAAGAAUGAUCCAUGUAGGUUCUGGUACUCGUGACUUUGGUUGGGGAGUUUUGAUUAAUUUUCAUAAAAAAGUUAACGUCGACGAUAAUACGCAAAUGGUCUACAUUCUGGAUGUAAUUGUUUUGUUUUUUAACUUCCAUUCACGUAAAAAUCAUAUACGAAUACCAUUCAGGUUUUCAUGGGCUGUUGUUUGCUCUUCGUUUCAGAGUGUCUUGUCACGAUUUAAUAAGAAUGUUCCACUACUUCAUCCUGUGAAAGAUAUGCGUAUUUCUGAGCCUGCACUCGUUAAUGCUGUUGAAAAAAUUGCUGAUCUGGAGCAACGCAGUCAAGAACACCCACUGCGUAAACUGAGGGAGUUCGAAGAUAUCAAAAAGCAGUGGCUUGCUAAGGACCAAGCCAAGAAAGAACAUCGGAAUUUACGUGAGGAAUUACGUAAAGCGCAAUCUGUUCUACAUAUGGAAGAGCUCGGUCAGAGGAAGCGGCUACUGCGCCGUCUUCAGUACGCUGAUAACUCUGACAUAAUCACUGACAAGGGACGCUGCGCUUGCGAAUUGUCUGCUUCAGAUGAGUUGAUGCUUACGGAAAUGUUGUACGCUGGUGUGUUCAGUGACCUGACUUCAGCUCAAGUCGCGGCACUUUUGUCUUGCUUUGUUUUCGAAAAUGCGAAAACUCCGAAACUGGCCGAGGAAUUAUCGGGUUGCCUUCGAAAACUUCAUGAACACGCUCGUCGUAUUGCAAAGCUAGCAAUAGAGUGUAAACUGGAAAUAGUUGAAGACGAAUAUGUGGAGUCCUUUAAACCGGGAAUGAUGGACGUCGUUUUCCAGUGGGCAAACGGUGCAUCUUUUGGCGAAGUCAUGAAGAAUACAGAUAUUUUCGAAGGCUCUAUCAUUCGCUGCCUCCGUCGGCUCGAAGAGGUACUGAGGGAGAUGGUGAAUGCGGCUAAGUCGAUGCAAAAUCAAGCGUUGGAAGAAAAGUUCGAAGACGCUCGCGUUCGGAUCAAGAGGGACAUAGUGUUUGCAGCUUCGCUCUAUCUCUAG